Molecule: messenger RNA, 823 nt
Organism: Pimephales promelas (fathead minnow)
Lineage: Eukaryota; Metazoa; Chordata; Actinopteri; Cypriniformes; Leuciscidae
Source: RefSeq, a predicted model, not a curated record
GGGCGGAUGAUUAACCAAUACACGCCCCAGAGCGCCUGGCGCUGGCCAAUCAGAGUGCAGCGGGGGCGGACCCAAUGGCUACAUUCCCACACUUGGUUUCACUUUGCACUUCGGAACAUCUCCGUCUUCCAUAAAGGCGCUGGUGCAGGUGCUCUGUCUCUUCGGGGGAGGAUGCCAUAGGAAGGACGGGCAGGGGAAAAAAUGAAGGAAAAAGCUGAGAGAGGAGAGCACAGGAUAUGUUAAGCAGGGUAUCAGACUGGAAACGGAGGAAAUUAAAUAUGAAAGAUUUAUUGAAAGGGGCACUUUGAGCUAUUAUUCCUGGUCGGCAAUAGUACUAUGAUUUGGUAUGUGGCCACUUUGAUAGCAAGUGUUUUCAGCACCCGAGGAACGGCAGCUCAAGGUGCCUACGGAGUGAGAGAAGAGCCCCAGUUUGUGACGGCCCGUGCAGGAGAGAGCGUUGUUUUGGGAUGUGACGUGAGCCACCCCCUAAACGGCCAGCAGACUCCCUAUGUGGUGGAGUGGUUCAAAUUCGGUGUGCCUAUUCCCUUCUUCAUCAACUUCCGUUUCUAUCCUCCUCAUGUGGACCCUGAAUACGCCGGUAGAACCAGCCUGCAUGGCAAAGCGUCUCUGCAGAUCGACCAGGUGCGCUCAGAAGACCAGGGCUGGUAUGAGUGCAGGGUCCUCAUGCUGGAACAACAAUAUGACACCUUCCACAACGGCAGCUGGGUUCACCUCACAGUCAACGCAGUAAAUCAGAUCUGUGAGGAGUGGAGGAGGAUGUGACUGUCUCUUGCCACUCAUGACUGCCUGCUGCUGUGAGUAA